This is a messenger RNA of Arvicola amphibius (Eurasian water vole), 3421 nucleotides long. It is a transcript of the gene Pbdc1, whose product is annotated as polysaccharide biosynthesis domain containing 1. Lineage: Eukaryota; Metazoa; Chordata; Mammalia; Rodentia; Cricetidae. The record is from RefSeq and is a predicted model, not a curated record. Bases 93 to 611 code for a protein of 172 amino acids. The transcript has 7 exons. Gene Ontology annotation, cellular component: cytoplasm.
GGUCUCCGUUUCCGCCGUUUAAUCAACUGUUAAAGCAGCGCGCACAGUAAACCACUUCCGGAAAGGUGAAACUGCAGUUACCCGGUUGUAACAUGGAUGCUGCAAGCGAAAGCGAAGAGCCGGUUUGUGGGGAAGUGGUGUCCGUGGCCCAUGCUCUUUCCCUCCCAGCCGAGUCGUAUGGCAAUGACCCUGAUAUUGAGAUGGCUUGGGCCAUUCGAGCAAUGCAGCAUGCCGAAGUCUAUUACAAACUGAUUUCAUCAGUUGACCCACAGUUCCUGAAACUCACCAAAGUAGAUGACCAAAUCUACUCUGAGUUCCGUGAAAAUUUUGAGACGCUCAGAGUAGAUGUACUGGACCCAGAAGAACUCAAAUCAGAAUCAGCUAAAGAGAAGUGGAGGCCAUUCUGCUUAAAAUUUGAAGGUAUUGUGGAAGACUACAACUAUGGUACUUUGUUGCGACUCGAUUGUUCUCAGGGCUACACUGAAGAGAACACCAUCUUUGGGAAUAAGAAACGUGAAAAUCAGACUGCCUUGAAGCAAGAGGCCUCCCCCAAGGAGCAGACAGGGUUUCUCUGUAUAAUAAUCCUGACUGUCCUGGAACUCAUUUUAUAGACCGGGCUGGCCUGGAACUCACAGACAGCCGCCUGCCUCUGCCUUCUAAGUGCUGGGAUUAAAGGUGUGCACCACACCUCCUGCAACAGUAGCAGCUUUGUUUGUGUAUGCAUAUGUGUGUUUGUGCACAUCCACAUGCAUGUUUAUGUGUGCAUAUCAGAGGUCCAUGUCCGGCAUCUUCUUCAAUUGCUCUCCAUCUUAUUUUUUUAAGGGUCUCUCAGUGAACCUAGAGCUUGCUGGCUCUGCUAGAUUGGCUAGUCAGCAUGCACUAAAGAUUUUCCUGCCUCUGCCUUUUCCAUUUGCCUGGGCUCUGGGGAUUGAACUCAGGUCUUCAUGUUUAUGUGGCAAACUCCUGACCAAUUGAACCAUCUCCCCAACACUUACUCUAUAACUUACAAUAACUUUAAUUGUGAAGAAUUUUCUUUAGCACAAUGUUUUAUGAUGAAUAUAGUUUACAGUUUCUAGAGCAUGGUGGUAAUUAUAACAGACCAGUGGUUUAUUAAUUAUGUUGAUGUCCCUGGCACUUGGCUUCACAGGAACAAGCCCAGAGCCUGAGUUAUCUGGGGUUGGACAGGCCUGGAACUUGAGUGUAUGGUGGCAGGCCUGAAGCAUUCCUGGCUGGAGCCUGGCCUUGUGGAAGCGAGAGACUAGUGGAGUGGCCUUUACAUUAGAUAUAUUGGAGUCUGGGGCCAGUCUAGCCAGUGUAGGGUCUAAAGUGUAGGUCCUUAAGAGACAGAUUGGAGUCUAGUCGGAAUGGUAGCCUGACACGUCAGCUAUAGAGGGUAACUGAGUGCUGGUCUGAGGCUAGGUCCAUUGGACUGGCCUGAGCCUAUACCAAUAGGUAAUAGCGUGGGGUUUUUUCCGGUCACUGCACUUAGCCUAUGUUUGAUAUGGAAAUAGAGGCUUUGUUCUCAAGGCAGACCUAGAACCUGAGUUCAUGGAGAUAAGGACUAUCAGGACUGGCCUCAUCACUGGGUUUGCUGAAAUGAGCCUGGUCCCUGAGCCCUCUGAAGGAUGGAAGUGUGGGGACUAGUGUGUAUCCCUGGGCAAGCAAGAGGCUGCUGUGUGUGCCAACCAGCCUAGAAUCUGGGUCUCUGUCAGAAUGGCCUGGGCUAGUUUAGAGUCUGGAACUGUAAAGGCUAGCCUGGUGUCGGAAUGAACCUGAGUCCUGGGAAUAUGGCGCUAACCUGACACUGGGGUUGGCCUACAGUCUAUGGAGUCUGUUUUUUCAGUGGUCUAGACCUUGAGGCUGGGCCUGGUCUAGAACCUGGGGUGAGUCUGAAUCACGGGUGUGCAGGGUCUUUGGGCCUGCCUGACUUGGAGGUUCAUCGUUGGGGGUCUGAUGCUGUGCCCUGUAGCCCUCAGGUGUUCAGUUUCCUCUGUCUCCUACUGUGUUGGUUGGGCUGCAUGGAGGGUGAUGCGGGUGAGGUGAAGCCAUGCUUCCUUCUUUAAUACGUCUCUCCUCAUGGCCACACGGCAGCCAGGUGCUGCAGGCUGUCACCUGGAUUGCUGAGCGAAGGUGUUUUGAUGUGUGAUUAGUAGUUGGAUGUGAUGUUGAUGGAGGGCAAGAACAUUGGAAAGUCCUAAUCAGCCAUCCUGCUGUUGUAACUCCUAAAAUAUAAUAAAAGGGGUUCAUUAAGGUUGGGCUUUCUAUUUUGCUUUACAGAUCAAGUAUAUGUAGCAACAUAAACACCACAAGUGAGGAUACAAUUCUGUUAUAAAAGUAAUGUUCAGAUUAUGGGUAUUCUAUUCAGCAAAAAGUGUUAUUAGUGACUAAAGGAAAAGUCUAGAAAUGAAUCUCCUGGGUUUGACUCUCAACCAGUCACCUUGUAAUCCAUCUCUAAAAUGCUUUGAACUCAUGGUGAUCCACCUGCCUCAGGCUUCAAGAGGCUAGGAUUACAAGUCUGUAUCACCAUGCCUGGCUCAGAAAUUGACUCUUGAGACAAGGUCUUAGUAUGUUAGUAUGUAGCUCAUGCUGGUGUGGAAUUCACUGUGUAGCCCAAGCUGGCCUUGAACCUAAGAUUCUUAUAUUUGUUUCCCAAGUACUAGGAUCACAGGCACAUGCUACCACAUGUGACACAUAUUUUUAUGUUACAGAGAACUUGAUUUUACUUGCCCUGCUCUGUGGACCAGGCUGGCCUUGAACUCAGAGAUUUCCUGCCUUUGCUUCCAGAGUGCUGGAAUUAAAGGUAUGCACCAUCAUGCCCAGCCUGAAUUUGAUAUUUUUAUAUAAUGGAAAUGAUUUUACUCAUUAUCAGUAGCUAGAAAAAAAAUGCCCAUAUUUAUUGAAUCACUUCUUACUGUCUCAUUCAGAGUCAUAUAAUCCUACAAGGGAUGUUUUAUCUUGUUUUUAUUUAUUUAUUUAUUUCUGUUUGGUGAGAAUAUAAAUUAGUCCAGCCAGUGUGAAAAGCAAUAUGGAGGGCCUUCAAAAUGUGGAAAUCAAAAUAACAUGAUCUUCUGUACUGCUCCCUGGGUAUAUACCCAAAGGAAUCUCGGUCAGCAUACAGGUGAGAUACUUGCACAUCCUUGUUUAUUGCAUCACCAUUUACAAUAGCCACGAUACAGAAGCAGACUCGAUCCCCAUCAACACCUGACUGAAUAAAGCUGAAUAAAGAAAAUGUAGCAAUGUUUUAAUGAGAUAUAAAGAAGAAUGUAAUUCUGCAGGUGGAACUGGAGAUCGUUAAGUAAGUGAUACUCAGGCAAACUAUUACAUACUUAUGUGUAAUAUUGAAUUUUUUUUUAAAGAUGAUUGGGUAUAAGAAAAGACUUGGGGCUGGAGAGAUGGCUCAGAGGUUAAGAGCAUUGCCUGC